Adineta steineri is the source of this 929-nucleotide messenger RNA. The record is from the annotation of a GenBank genome assembly. Lineage: Eukaryota; Metazoa; Rotifera; Eurotatoria; Adinetida; Adinetidae.
GAUUUCCAUAUAGAAAUAAAACACAAUUUGAAGUAACACAUGAUGAAGUUUAUACAAAAGAUAUGCAAUAUAAAACUUUAGAAGAACGACGUCAAGAAUUUGAUCCUGAACCAAUACGUGUUGAUAAAGUAAAUAUUGGUAUAUUAUCACCAAUAAAUAAUGUUUCGAAAGCGGAAGUUCGUAGACGUUUUAAACAUUAUUCUAUACAACGUAAUCGAGCUGAUUUAAAAAAAUUACAUUAUGAUGGAGCACUUCGAAUUCCACUUGAUGAAGUUCAUGAUGAUUGGUUAUCUAGUCAAGAAUUUUCUGAUAAUCUUCAUAUGAUUGCUAAUCAUUAUGGUAUUUUUGAUGAUCUAUUUCAACACGGUCAUUUUAUUCCUCGUAUACCAUUACAUGUAAAUUAUCCAUAUAAUAAUGAUCAAGUUACACCUGUUUAUAGUGGAAAUCGACUCUAUGCAAAAGAUGCAAGUGAAAAACCACAAAUUGAAUGGAAAAGUACCAAUAAAGAAAAUGAAUUUUAUACAUUAGUAUUUACAAAUUUGGAUGGACAUUUAAAAGAAGAUAAUGCUGAAGUACUUCAGUGGUUUGUAGGAAAUAUUCCUGGAAAUCAAAUAGAUAAAGGUGAAACAUUAUGUUCAUAUUUACCACCAUUCCCACCUAAUGGUAGUGGAUGGCAUCGAUGUGUAUUUCUGUUAUACAAACAUGAAAAUGGACCGAUUAAUUAUUCUGAAGUAUAUGGAUCUCUUCCCGGCAAUAGUGUUAGUCUUGAAAAACGUACUUUUCGUACAUUUGAUUUUUUCAAUAAACUCUGUUCACAAUUACGACCAAUUAGUUUAGCUUUCUUUCAAGUUACAUGGGAUGCAAGUGUUAAAGAUAUAUUUCAUAAUGUAUUAGGUAUGAAAGAACCACGUUAUGAAUUUGAUUUUGAA